AUCUAUCCCAUUUCUGGUUCACUGUCCAGCAGGUGACCAUCAUGGACCAAAACGCAACCAAUUCAACUGAAGGACCUUGUGGCUUGUCUGAAAUGCCAGCUCGUCCAUUCUUCCUAUGUUUAUACACAGUGAUUUUUCUGGCAAGCCUGGUGCUUAAUAGCAUUACAGUUUAUGUGUACUUUUGCAAAGCUACAAAACAAUCCAGCAUCACAAUCUAUCUGAAGAAUCUGGCUAUAGCCGACUUGUUUGUGUGCCUGUGUUUGAUAUUACGCAUCGCUAAAUAUGCUAGAACUUCAGUGGAAAUUCAGCGUAUCUACUGUAACUUUGGCGCUCCAGCUUCCUACCUCAACAUGUACUCCAGUAUUCUCUUCAUGGGCUACAUCGCUGCAAACAGGUACAUGAAGAUUGUACGGCCACUGGAGACUCACAUGCUGCAAACAGUCCGUUCGACAUGCUACAUCUGCAUCGUGACCUGGGCCGUCCUGCUGUGCUCAAAUUGUGCCUACAUUGCUGCUUUUGUCAGCGCUGAUAAACAAACCUCUGCCCACAGUGGUUUCGACUGUGACAGCUUUCAUACCAGCUUGCUCAAACAGAUCUACUUGACCUUGCAGAUCAUUUGCUUUCCAUUGUUUUUGUUUGUGCUGGUCUCCCUGAUUCUGUUCUAUUGGUUUAAUGUACAGAAGCUUCGUCAAGCUCAGCGCACAAUGCCGGAUCAGCCUGGUAACGCUAAACUAAGCAAGUCAAAGCGUAACAUGCAAGUUCUGAUGGUGGUUUUCUGCGUAUGUUUUGUACCGUAUCAUCUGGUGAGACUGCCGUACGUGUUCAUCAAACCCCUGCUGCAAGACUGCACAGCAGAGCAGGUUUUCUACAUCCUGAAGGAGCUGACUGUCGUGCUCACAGUACUGAACGCCUGCUUGGAUCCACUUAUUUACUUUGUCUUUUGCAAGACCUUCAGGGCACAGCUUAACCUUCAAAGAUUUUGCAAAUCCGAAUGAGAUAAAGGGCUCUAGUAAGUUAAAUUAAAAGGUAGAGUUUACCAAAAAUAAAAAUGUUGUCUUUUACUCGCUCUCACGAUGUUCCAAACCUGUAUAGGUUUCCUUCUUCAGCAAAACAAGACAUUUUGAAAAAUGUGUAUAACCAAACAGUUUGUGGUAGCCAUUGACUUCUAUGGGGGUUUGGGAAGAACAUCUGAACGUCUGUACAAAAGAGUUAACGUGAUCAAUUUACUUAGUGACAGAAAUAUAUAUAUAUAUAUAUUCUCAGCAUGGGGUGAGAGAGGAAACCAGCUUAAACUGUGCUUGACAAACACAACAUCCAUAUUUAUAUCCGCUUUGAACACCCACUGAAACCUCAGAUAGAAAUAUCUGAUAGAGAUAAUAAUAAUAAUAAUAAACCAGGAAAAACCCUUCAGACAACUGGUAAAUGUGUUUUGCAAAUGUUUGUGUGUUAUGUUCUUUUUUUUAUUUAAUUGGAUUUGAAUGCAUUUGCAAAAGUGAUUUGCAAAGUAGUUACAGUGUUUACAGUAAAAAGUGAGCUAUUUUACAUAAGUAUAUGGCACUUUAAGUUAAAAUCAGAUAUGUUAUUGUACAUCUUGUAAACAUCACUUUUGAUCAAUUUAUUGAAAUCUUGCUGACUCAAAUUUAUAUUCAUUGUAGCAUCAUGAGUCCUAGGGAAAUGUUCAUUCAUUCUUCUGUGUAAUUGUACAUAUAUGAAUGUGCUGACAAUAAAGCUCUUUUGAAUUUAGAAACA
Molecule: messenger RNA, 1749 nt
Organism: Cyprinus carpio (common carp)
Lineage: Eukaryota; Metazoa; Chordata; Actinopteri; Cypriniformes; Cyprinidae
Product: P2Y purinoceptor 14-like
Exons: 2
Coding region: 42-995 (317 amino acids)
Biological process (GO): G protein-coupled receptor signaling pathway
Cellular component (GO): membrane
Molecular function (GO): G protein-coupled purinergic nucleotide receptor activity
Source: RefSeq, a predicted model, not a curated record